CGUCCCGAAUCCGCCUCCGGGACUCGCUCCCGACCCCUAGAAGGAGGCCCAAGACCUGGCAGCACAGCAAGGCCAGGGGCUGCGGCGCGCUCCCCCAGUGCAGGCGCCGUCUGCGAACGGAAGGAGGCGCGCCAGCUCUCGWGUCUGGGCAGCCGCGGUCCGCGUGGAGCAAGGAGUUCCUGCUUGUUUCCUGCAUUAAAGAUUGGUGCCCUUUUGGAAAAAUGAGGCCUCUAAUUCCUGAUGUGACAGGAAUAAGAUUUGCUGUCCUGUCCUGAGUCAAGCAAGUCACUCAGAUCCUGACUCCUUAUUGGGGGAAACUACAGCGAUGGAAACCUUAAAAUCUCAGAACAAAACCAGGGUCCUUCCCUGCUGGAUGACAGCCCAGGUGUCUGAAAGGAGGGUGGUGCCAGUGAAGACCYCCAAGCGGAGGAGAAUGGUGACAGGGCCAGCAGUAGCAGCAGGAACUCCUGCCAUGAAGACUGUGUACUGCAUGAAUGAAGCAGAAAUGGUGGAUGUGGCUCUGGGGAUCCUGAUUGAGUGCCGUAAACAGGAAAAGCCCCAGGAGCAGUCACCUCUGGUGGACGCUGAUAAGCUGGAGCUCUCCCCCAUCUGCUCUGUGUCUCCUCACACAAGUUCUCCUGGGAGCAGCAGCGAGGAAGAGGACAGUGGGAAAGACAAGGCUGCCUGGGGCCUCCGCCCUUCCCAGGGGCAGGGGACUUCCAGCUCUACAUGCAGAAGCCCCAAGGAAGCGGAGGAGGAAGAUGUGUUGAAAUAUGUCAGGGAGAUAUUUUUCAGCUGAGGAUAAACAGCUCGCUGGACUCUGCGGAGAGCAGCAGGAAGAGGCGCUGUUGCCCCUCACCCCCACCCCUAGGGUGCAGAUGUGGCUGCCUGUGUGCCCAGCUCUGCACCUCCCUGGGCCUGGCAGAUUCAUCCUAGAUCAGAAGCUCCAGGUGCCCUGGGCCUCCUGGGGGCUGCUGUUUUCAGUGUGACAGUGAGGACCCAAACCAAAUUCCCAUUAGUUUCUCCUCGCACUGCAUCCCACCUGGCACAGGGGGAUAGAAUCCCAAUUGUCUUGUCUUAUUCUAGAGAAAAUGAGGUCAUGGGGUCCAACUUUUAAGAACCCAAGAGACAAUCAUUUUCAAGGAAAAGUAUGGCUACUGAAUAACUGUGAUUCCCAGGCUUUUGUAGCAUGAUCCCUCCCCAUCAGAGGCCCUUGCCUUCCAGCUUUGAAGACACGAGCUGCCCAUAGUUCCUGCUCCACCUGGGAGGGUGAGACUUUCCAACCAGAGACUGGUAAGCCAGACAAGCUGCCUUGAGCUGCUGCCUCUCUUCCACCUGGA
This is a messenger RNA of Urocitellus parryii (Arctic ground squirrel), 1340 nucleotides long. RefSeq names its product cell cycle regulator of NHEJ (gene Cyren). Gene Ontology annotation, cellular component: cytoplasm; nucleus. The record is from RefSeq and is a predicted model, not a curated record. Gene Ontology annotation, biological process: double-strand break repair via nonhomologous end joining; negative regulation of double-strand break repair via nonhomologous end joining. NCBI's taxonomy places the organism in Eukaryota, Metazoa, Chordata, Mammalia, Rodentia, Sciuridae.